AUGUGGUCGAAGACGCACCCGGGCCUCAACUUCCUCAAGGAGGCUAUCGAGUUCCACAGCCGCUACGUGCACACCGGUGAUCGCUCGCAUCUUCUACUGCGUCAACCGCUCGUGGAGCGGCCGCAUCACAGUGCCGGAGCUGCGCCGCUCUCCAACCUGCUCAGCACGAUCCAGCUGUUGGAGCAGGAGGAGGACAUCAACCAGAUCACAGACUAUUUCUCGUACGAGCACUUCUACGUGAUCUACUGCAAGUUCUGGGAGCUGGACAAAGAUCACGACCUGCUCAUAGACAAGUCGGACGUGGCUCGGCACAACGACCACGCCGUCUCGUCGCGCAUCAUCGACCGCAUCUUCAGCGGCGCGGUGACGCGCGGCAGCGCGCGCAGGCAGGAGAAGAUGACCUACAUGGAGUUCGUGUGGUUCCUGCUCUCGGAGGAGGACAAGAAGCACCCGACGGCCAUUGAGUACUGGUUCAGGUGUAUGGACCUGGACGGCGACGGCUUCCUCUCCAUGUACGAGCUGGAGUACUUCUACGAGGAGCAGCUGCAGCGUAUGGAGGCGCUCGGCAUGGAGACGCUGCCGUUCGAGGACUGCCUCUGUUGGAUGCUGGACAUGGUCCAGCCCGAAACACACGGCAAGAUCGCGCUCAGCGACCUCAAGCAGUGCCAGAUGGCCAACAUCUUCUUUGACACGUUCUUCAACCUGGAGAAGUACCUGGAGCACGACCAGCGCGACCCGUUCGCCAUGCAGCGGGAC
Molecule: messenger RNA, 756 nt
Organism: Pollicipes pollicipes
Lineage: Eukaryota; Metazoa; Arthropoda; Thecostraca; Pollicipedomorpha; Pollicipedidae
Product: serine/threonine-protein phosphatase 2A regulatory subunit B'' subunit beta-like
Exons: 6
Biological process (GO): protein dephosphorylation
Cellular component (GO): protein phosphatase type 2A complex
Molecular function (GO): protein phosphatase regulator activity; calcium ion binding
Source: RefSeq, a predicted model, not a curated record